AUGGGAAAAAUUUCGGAUGUAUUCGUUUGCCCGAAUAUGUGCGGUCGUUCGUAUAAGCAAAAAGCGGGACUUUACCGGCAUCUGAAAUACGAAUGUGGAUGCGAAAAACAGUUCCAAUGUUCCGAAUGUUUCAAAGCUUUCGCUCACAUACUUACAGAAUCGUUCGUGUGUUCGAAUGGCUGCGGACGUCAGUACAAGUACAAAUGUGGCCUGCAACAGCAUUUGAAUUACGAAUGUGGUCGCGAAAGGCAGUUCAAAUGUCCCGAAUGUCCGAAAGCUUUUCAUCGCAAAUGCAACUGGAAAGUUCAUCUAUUUACAGGAUCAUUAUUCGCAUGUCCGAAUGCUUGUGGUCGUCGGUAUAAGUAUAAAAAAGGACUUCAGCAGCAUUUGAAUUACGAAUGCGGACGUGAGAAACAGUUCAAAUGCACUUUAUGUCCCAGAGCUUUUCAUCAUAAAAGUGAAUAUUUUUACUGCCCUAAACGAUGCGGUCGCAAGUACAAGUAUCAACAAGGACUCAAAGCGCAUUUAAAAUACGAGUGUGGACUAGAAAAGCAAUUCAAAUGCGUCAAAUGUGGUAAAGCCUUUGUGCAUAAGAGUAAUCUUAGAGCGCAUAUGGUGAACAUUCAUUCGACCAUUUGCCCGGAUGAAAUUAUACCUCGGCGUCGUCGUCGUCAUCAUCAUCAUCAUCAUCGUCAGAAUCCUUUAUAA
Messenger RNA from Planococcus citri (citrus mealybug), 708 nucleotides. Its product is annotated as gastrula zinc finger protein XlCGF7.1-like. NCBI's taxonomy places the organism in Eukaryota, Metazoa, Arthropoda, Insecta, Hemiptera, Pseudococcidae. Bases 1 to 708 code for a protein of 235 amino acids. The record is from RefSeq and is a predicted model, not a curated record. Gene Ontology annotation, cellular component: chromosome. Gene Ontology annotation, molecular function: chromatin insulator sequence binding. The transcript has 5 exons. Gene Ontology annotation, biological process: regulation of transcription by RNA polymerase II.